Messenger RNA from Cydia strobilella, 4621 nucleotides. RefSeq lists its product as uncharacterized. NCBI's taxonomy places the organism in Eukaryota, Metazoa, Arthropoda, Insecta, Lepidoptera, Tortricidae. The transcript has 4 exons. The coding region runs from base 57 to 626 and encodes 189 amino acids. The record is from RefSeq and is a predicted model, not a curated record.
UGAAUUAAUUACAUUGUUACUCCUCGCGAACUACAGUAAACCUUCAAACAAUUAAAAUGUCGGAUUCCGAGCUGUCAAUCCGUUCACGAAGCCCGUCACCGCUGCCGAAAAAGAAAAGCACAAAACAUAACAAAAACAUUGACGCUUCUUCUUCUUGGUGUGAAAUUGAUCGAGCUACACCUCAACCGCAACCCUCACCUAGACGAAAGACGAGUGCUGCAAGCACAAGUGAAUCAGCAGGAAAGCGCAGGAAAACGACAACAAGCGCGAGCAAGAAAAUUGGAACGGAUAUAUUCCAAAUUAUUAACCAGGAGGAAAAAUGUGCACCUGCUUCCUCCGCAAAGUCUACUACAUCAUCGUUCGGUAGCCGCGUAUCAUCUGGUACAUCACGUCGCACUGCUGUAAGACCAGGUGACUUUUUUAUUGACCUGAAGAUCUAUAAAAUAGAAGACGUGCAAAACGAGACAGAUCCUUUAGAACGAUACAAAAAGGCAUUAGUAACAGUUAGACUUCAAUGUGAAACAAAAUCCGUGGAAUGGGAAAAGGCACAAGCAUUCCUUGGUACUGCGUACGAAAUUUUUAAAGAUUCCGAGACCACCUAUUUCCAAAACACUGUAAAAAAAUAGAAAGUGUAUGGUUAGUCAUAGUUUUUCAUAAAUUGUUUUAACUAUUGUGUAUUGGGUUCAUUCCGAUUUUUUUUAAGUGUAGUUUUUCCAAAAGCAGAACUCAGAUGAAAGCGGAUACGGAGUAACUUACGGGGUUAGCUUACUUUCGUAAUCAACCCAAUACACCGUAAUUGUUUUUCUUUUUCAUAAUGCCGUUUUGUGUAUCGUGUAGCACAACUGUAGAGAAAAAAUCAUGGGUAGGUCAUUUGCGUAGUAAUAAACAUAAAACAAAAAGUAAUUCCAUUCAGGAAAUCUGUGACGGUGUAGAUUUGAUUCAGUCAGCAUUCCGUAAUCGCAUUGCAACUUAUAGAAUUUCAGCUCAUAAUGAUCAAAUCUCAUGUUCUAUAGACAUAUUCUUGAAUUCGAUUCGAGAUCAAAUUAAACUACUUUUUAAUAAAUCGCUUCAGAAGCAUACGUGCAUAAAAGUAAAUGUUGAACUCUUUGGAAUGUUUAUGCUAUUUAAAAAUAACACACAAUCCAUGAAAUCUUUCGGUACGAAAAAUAAAGUUUUGUACCAAAGUUAUGAUUUUGAGCGUUAUUAUGAUGAAGUUAUAAAUAGUUUAAAAAAAAAAGUGGACGAGUUUCAAGAGCGUGAUAGCGGGUGGACAUUUUUACAUAAUUCUCAUUUAGAAAUCAAUAUAAAUAAAUUUCAACCAUUGCACGGUUCAAGCUUUAUUGAAAUACCAAAAUUUAUUCGAAAUAAAAAAGCAUGUGUAAAUAUUCAGAACAAAGAUCAAUGUUGUUUUGCUUGGUGCGUAACUGCUGCUUUAUUUCCUGCUAAAAAUCAUCCGGAACGAGUAUCAUCUUAUCCUCAUUUUGACAACGUAUUAAAUACUCAAGGUCUAUCUUUUCCGAUGACAUUAUCAGAUAUUAAAAUAUUUGAAAAAUACAAUCCAUCCCUUGCGUUUAUUGUUUUCGGAUUAAAAGAAAAAACAAUAGUCGGGCCUCUUUAUAAUUCAGAAAAUCAUACUAGAAAGAAAACUAUACACCUUCUGUUAUUAGAAAACGGAAUCAGUUCACAUUUUUGUUUGAUCAAAGAUUUAAGUCGUCUUGUAAGAAGCCAAAUAACUGCUCACCAUGGAAAAAUAUACUUUUGUGAAACGUGUUUAGUAUUUUUCUCUAAAGAAGAUCAACUAGCUAACCAUUUGUGUAGUGGUAUAGUCACUGAGCUUCCAGAAAAGGGAACAGUGAUUAAAUUUAAAAACUAUGAGCGUAAGCAAAAUAUGCCAUUUGUAAUUUAUGCUGAUUUUGAGUCAAUAUUGCCUCGAGCAAGUGAAUGCCAUUGCGGAACUGACUGUACUUUACAUAGCAGCGAUAAUACAGAGACUUUGCAACAUCAUACGCCUGCCGCGUUUGCGUAUUAUGUCGUGUGUUCGGUUGAUUCAGCUUAUAAUCGAUAUGUUACAUAUCGCGGUUUUGAUUGUGUUGAUAAAUUCGUAGAUUUGAUCUAUAAAGAUAUCGCGGAAAUCAAAAAAAUAUUGGAUGCAAAUACCCCGAUGCAAUUCAACCCUAGCGAUGAAAUAAGUUUCAAUAGUGCCACGCGAUGUCAUAUAUGCAAUAAUUUCUUGUUUUCCGAUAAAGUUAGAGAUCAUUGUCAUAUUUCUGGUUGUUACCGUGGCGCAGCCCACAGUUAUUGCAAUUUGCGAUUUAAAACACCUUCUUUUGUACCAAUUUAUUUUCACAAUUUGUCUGGAUACGAUGCGCAUUUAUUUAUGAAAAAGUUAGGAGUGGCGCGCGGUACGAUGAAAUUAGUAGCGAAAACUAAGGAAAACUAUGUUUCCUUCACGAAGUUUAUUCCAAUUGAGGAUGAUUUUUUUCAGCUACGUUUUGUAGACUCUUUUAAAUUUUUGGGUACCAGUUUAGAAAAAUUAGUAAAUACUAUGAAAAGAGAAGAUUUUGUACAUUUGCGACGUUUUUUCCCAAAAUCAAAUCAAUUUCAAUUGCUCACACGUAAAGGUGUUUAUCCUUACGAAUACAUGAAUGAUUGGGAGCGUUAUAACGAACAAUGUCUUCCACCUGAAAAGUGUUUCUACAGUUCUCUUUCGAACGAAAAUGUUUCUCACGAAGACUAUGAGCAUGCAUGUUUAGUGUGGAAAGAGUUUAAUAUCGAAAAUUUAGGUGAAUACACUGAUCUGUACCUCAAGACAGAUGUCCUUCUGUUAGCUGAUAUUUACGAAAAAUUUAGAGAUACUUGUAGAAAAAACUAUAGUUUGGAUCCUGCUUAUUAUCUGACAGCGCCUAGCUUAACAUUUGAUGCAAUGUUGUUAAUAACUGGUGUUGAAUUGGAGCUGAUUGAUGAUUUUAAUAUGUUAUCAAUGAUUCAAAACGGAAUUAGGGGUGGUGUCUGUCUGUGUCCUCACAGACAAGCUAAAGCUAAUAACAAAUAUAUACCAGGUUACAACCCUUCACAACCCGAUUCAUAUGUUAUAUACAUAGACUGCAACAAUUUAUAUGGGUACAGCAUGUGCCAGUACUUACCGUUGUCAAACUUUAGGUUUUUAGAACAGCAUGAAAUAGACGCAUUAGAUAUAACUCAAGUCCCUAACGAAGCUAAGUAUGGUUUUAUACUAGAAGUCGACUUGAUUUACCCAAAAGAUCUGCACAAAGAACACAACGACUUGCCUUUUUGUCCUGAAAAAUGUAUACCACCAGGAGGAAAAUCUAGCAAACUUGUACCUAAUUUAUACGACAAAUACUUUUAUGUUAUUCAUUAUGUGCAUUUAAAAACCUGUCUUAAACAUGGGUUAAAAAUAAAAAAAGUACAUAGAGUGAUCACAUUUAUGCAAGAUUCUUAUUUACAACAGUACAUCGAUCUUAAUACGAAGUUACGUCAAAAAGCUAGCUCGAAAUUUGAACAAGACCUAUUUAAGGUUAUGAUUAACUCUUUGUUUGGUAAAACAUUAGAAAACAAUUAUAAAAAAGUCAACGUUCAAUUAGUAAAUCAGUGGAAUGAUAUUACAAAUUUAACUAAAAAGAAAACAUCGGCUGCAGAAUUAAUCGCACGUCCUAAUUUUCAUAGCAUAUCGAUUUUUAGUGAUAAUUUGGUUGCGGUACAGAUGAGCAGUGAUCACGUAAUGUUGGAUAAACCGAUUUAUAUUGGUUUCACGGUUCUAGAACUAUCAAAAAGCCACAUGUAUGACUUUCACUAUUCAGUGUUCAAACCCAUGUAUGGAAAUCGAUUACAGUUGUGCUAUACAGAUACAGAUAGUUACAUUUACCACAUACAGACUAAGAACUAUUACAAUGACUUAAAAACAUCUCUAUUACCUUAUUUUGAUACUAGUAAUUAUAGUAUCGAUAAUGUACAUCGCUUACCGAUUCAGAACAAGAAAGUUCCAGGUCUGUUCAAGGACGAAUUGGAUGGGAAGUAUAUUAUCGAAUUUGUAGGCCUUCGAUCUAAGCUUUAUUGUGUUAAAACUAACGAAGAUGUUAUACAAAAAGCUAAAGGCGUAAGCAAGUCGGUUAUACGUGAAUUUGGUAUUAGACAUUAUGAGAAAUCAUUGAUUAGAGGUGAUGUUAUUAAAAAGAAAAAUAUUUUAUUCAGAUCGAUAAAACAUGAAAUAUUUACACAAAGUGUUAAUAAAAUUAUAUUAUCUGCUAAUGAUGACAAACGAAUGAUUUCUGAUGAUAAAAUAUCUACCCGAGCUUGGGGGCACACCUCAAUACUUAAUAUUUAAAAAUCUUAAAGCUAUGUUAUCACGAUUUCUAUCACCAUAUUAUUACUUUGUAUAAUUAACUUAAGAUGCUUUAGAGAGUUAAUAUUAACUGUAUUGUACUUAUUCUGUAACUUUAAACAUUAUAUGCUCCAACAUAAUUUCAUGCUUAUCUGAUUUGAAAUGUUUGUAGUUGUACAUAUUAUUGGUUUGUUAAUAAACGUAACAUUAUCUUUGUAUAGUGGUAAAUGAUACACACUAAUUGAGAAAAUGUAAUUUAUGGAAAUAAACAUAAACUUAGAA